Pseudopipra pipra is the source of this 608-nucleotide messenger RNA. It is a transcript of the gene TMEM269, whose product is annotated as transmembrane protein 269. Bases 1 to 570 code for a protein of 189 amino acids. The transcript has 4 exons. The record is from RefSeq and is a predicted model, not a curated record. NCBI's taxonomy places the organism in Eukaryota, Metazoa, Chordata, Aves, Passeriformes, Pipridae.
AUGGGCACCCUCAGACACACAGACACCACGGGGACAAGCACCCCAAGGCGCCCUGAAGCCACGGGCACGGCCCCCCUGGUGCCAGAGGCACGCCAGGACACGCGGAUGCCGCGGCCGUGCCCCCAGGCCCCGGUGUGGCCCCCUCGGGUGCCCCCGGGCCGGGUGCCCGUGCCCGUGUCCCUCCCGUCGCUCCGCAACCGCCGCCACCGGCGCGUGACCGAGAACAAAGAGCCCUUUGAGCGCUGCGGCUCCCCCCCAGGGAUCCCCUUCACCUACAGGGGCCUGCCCUGCCCCUACCCCUCGGCCCUGCUGGCCAGCACCUUCCUGCUCUCGGGGGGCCACCUGGCGCUGCUGCGGGUGGCCGCGGGCGCGAUGAUCCUGGGCAUGACCGACUGCGGCUCCUACCCCCACGACAGGGUGCUGGAGUCCCAGCGCUGGAAGAAGCUGGUCUAUGCCGGAGGGGUGGCGGCGGUGCUGCUGGCGCCGGCGGCGGUGGCCGCGGUUUAUUGCCUGGCCUGGGCCACGUCCUACAUCGUCUUCCCGUCCGCGCUGUGGAGCUGCAAGGCUUGAGCCCCGCCUGGAGACCAGUAAAGCCCGGCUUAGCUUUG